GAUGGCCAGAACACAUUCGGUUAUUAACAAUACGGCCGCGCAGGAGACGAAUCUCUUGGGAACGACUUGCUUGAAGAGAGCUUGAUAAGAUUAGUGCAUCGUAGCCGGUCUCUGGAGAAGGAGAUUGUUGGAGGAUUAAGGUUUCUGCUCGAGUGGCGCACUUACGGACGGAUCGAUGGAGUGUUGUUUGAAGGGCAAAACGAUUGUAGUGACCGGAGCUGGACAGGGCAUCGGAAAUGAACUCUGCCGUACGCUGGAUCAGAUUGGGGCGAAGGUGAUUGCGGUUUCCCGGUCCCCGGCACCACUGGAGCAACUGAAAAAGGACUGCCCCGCGAUCGAGACCAAGCAAGUGGAUCUUUCCGAUUGGUCAGCAACGCGCACUGUCCUUGGUGGACUCGGGAAGGUCGAUGGGCUGGUUAACAAUGCGGGUGUUGCCAUAAUAAAACCGUUCUUCGAGUUAACGGAACAGGAUUUCGACAGCACGUUCAAUGUGAACGUAAAGGCAGCCUUCAAUGUGGCACAAAUGCUGGCCACCAAAAUGGACUCUGGAGCCAGCAUCGUCAACGUUUCGUCGCUGGCCAGUUCCAAGGCGUUCCACGGGCACUGUGCCUACACAAUGUCGAAAGCGGCCAUCGAUGGACUAACGAAGAGCUUGGCGCUUGAGCUGGGGCCGCGUAAGAUUCGCGUGAACAGCGUGAAUCCAACCGUUAUCCUGACACGCAUGGGACGCGAUAAUUGGUCUGAUCCGGCAAAGGCUGACCCGCUGCUGGCGAAGAUACCACUGGGACGUUUCGGGGAAGUGCACGAAGUCGUUGAAUCGAUCGUUUACCUGCUGAGCGAUCGAUCGAGUUUCUUGAACGGCCACUGCCUGCCGCUGGAAGGUGGAUAUUUGGCCGGUAACUAGAGCCCCAUCAAGAAAGACAGCGACAUUCCAUUCAAUUCUUUAAAUACAUUGGUUUUAUAUUUCGAGCGUUGAGUGAUGGACAUUAAAGCAUAAAUAAUUCACCGCAAAUGCGACACGAAGAUUAAAUGAGAAUAAUGCUGAAGGAUGAAUCAACUAACUUUGUCUUUCUUGGCGUUUGUCUGUCGGGAUUCGGGAUCACUGGCAAGGAUUUUUUGUUUGUUUAUGGUAGUUGUUUCUGGAUACUGAAACUGUUUAGGUUUUCUUACAGUUUGUGCGGUUUUUUCGUGUACUGGCGUGUUCUCUGGCUGUAAGUUGUUCGUUAUUUGGCAUUUGCUUGCGUGCUGAUAUAAUAUCUU
This is a messenger RNA of Anopheles cruzii, 1260 nucleotides long. Its product is annotated as L-xylulose reductase. Gene Ontology annotation, biological process: xylulose metabolic process; glucose metabolic process. Bases 176 to 904 code for a protein of 242 amino acids. Gene Ontology annotation, molecular function: carbonyl reductase (NADPH) activity; L-xylulose reductase (NADPH) activity. The transcript has 3 exons. The record is from RefSeq and is a predicted model, not a curated record. NCBI's taxonomy places the organism in Eukaryota, Metazoa, Arthropoda, Insecta, Diptera, Culicidae.